AGAUUUCUUCAAACCGAAUAAGCCUAAAAAUGUCGGCCAGAAAUCCUGGACAGGUGUUUGAUCCAAGUUGGUUUGACAAUAUAUAUGUCAAUUUACCCGCUGUGAAGCGCAGAGCAGAGUCCUUAGGAACCCGCAGAACAGUGAAGAAACAAUGGCAAGCAGCAUGGUUAUUACGUGCAGUAACGUGUAUUGAUUUAACAACUUUGGCAGGGGACGAUACUCCAUCAAAUGUUUCAAGGCUAUGUUUUAAGGCAGCAAAUCCUGUUGGAAAAGACAUCCUGAAAGCAGUUGAAAUGGAAAAUGAAGGCAUUUCAGUUGGUGCAGUGUGUGUGUAUCCCAACAGAGUAGCUGAUUGUGUCAGGUUUCUCAAAGCUUCAAAUCGCCCUGAUAUUCCAGUAGCCUCUGUAGCAACAGGAUUCCCAACAGGACAGGUACCCCUUAAAACACGACUAGAAGAGAUCAAAAUGGCAGUAGCAGAUGGAGCCAAAGAAAUCGACAUUGUCAUCAAUCGCCAGUAUGCUUUAGAGGGAAAUUGGAGAGGAGUGUAUGAUGAGGUAUGCAUGAUGAGAGAGGCUUGUGGAGAGGCCCAUAUGAAGACCAUCCUAGCAACUGGGGAAUUAGGUUCAAUGGUUAAUGUUUACAAAGCAAGCAUGGCUUGCAUGAUGGCAGGAGCAGAUUUCAUCAAGACCUCCACAGGAAAAGAAGGAGUAAAUGCCAUUUUGCCAGUGGCUCUAGUCAUGGUGCGAGCUAUUCGGGAAUACUACCAGCGAACUGGACAUAAAGUUGGAUUUAAACCUGCAGGGGGAAUAAGAAGUGCCAAAGAUGCUUGCACAUGGCUCUCUCUAAUGAAAGAGGAGCUUGGGGAUGAAUGGUUGUGUCCUCAUUUGUUUCGUCUUGGAGCUAGUGCUCUUUUAAUAGACAUAGAGAGGCAGCUUUUCCAUUAUGUGUAUGGCAGAUAUGCUGCUGCACAUGAAAUUCCUAUGUCAUAAUGUGGUCAUCUUAUUGGGUACAUGUAAUUUAUAUGUUAUUAUAGGUGACUUUUAGAUUGAUAUCACAUUAAAGAGAGCCGAUAAAGGCAUUGUAUGUUAGUCUCAUUAUUUGUUUCCAAUUAUAUUGCUAGACUGUUUGGAUUUUUUACCCCGUACUUUAACUGUGUAUAUGAUGAUUAAUUUGAAUCUCCUACAGCCUGGUUUUUAAUUGAACUUGGUUCAUAAUGUUAAGUGAUUUAUAUAUUAAAAAUCAAAUGUUGUGUAUAUAGUUAUUUUCAUACAAUAUAUCUAGAGUGGGUUUGUUCUUGAUUAUGUAAACCUUGAUUACAACCCUAAAAGUUAAGAAUUUAUAUGUACAUGUACUUGAUUUGAGUGACAGAGAUGCAUUGAGAUGGACUCCAUUCAUUAAUUUCGAUGGCUCUUUAUGUUGGAUCUUUCAGCAGCUGUAUUUAGGGUGGAGGGGGGCUGAUUUUUUAAAAAGUGUUCCAUUUUGUUGAAUAUAUCAUGUUUAUAUGCAUAAGCAUUAUAAUUAUAAGUGGGGGUAUUUGAUAGUAUAGUAAUUAUAUUUAAUAAUUUUGACUUUGGGGAACCUACCUUUCUUUUUUUCUUUAAUCAAGAUAGUCUUGAUAAAGUACCAAAUUCAAGAAACAGUGAAUAAGAUAUUUGUAAAAGCUCAUUAUAUACAGGUUAAAAAAAACUUCAUAUUUUGGCAAUUCAUAGGUCUUCGAUAGGCUGCCAAUGGAAAAUAAGCAAUAUGAAACAUCCCUACACAGUAAACAUUAAAUACCACAUCUAGAUUUUCCAUAGACUACCAGCAUUGUCAUGAGCCAGUCAAUGAUAUUUUUUUUUAGUGACUAACAAAUGAAUAUGAAUAAUUGUUUUGUAAAAAAAAAAAAAAAAUGUUUCACUAUUUUAAAGACAAAUAUACAAAUGUAAUUAUUUGAAUUUUUCUGUUGUACUGCUAGUUAGUAUUCUAAACUGGUAAAUAAAGUUGGAGUUCUAAAUGAUACAAUUGAAAUUGUGUCCACAAUAUUGUUACAGGUGUACAUUGGCCAGUUGCUGUAUCUCCUUGCAACUUUUCCUGGGACUACACUUGAUGUAACUGUAAUAAAAUAUUAAAAAUAAAUUAAAUAAUAACCAA
Messenger RNA from Saccostrea echinata, 2130 nucleotides. RefSeq names its product deoxyribose-phosphate aldolase-like. The transcript has 2 exons. The record is from RefSeq and is a predicted model, not a curated record. Gene Ontology annotation, biological process: deoxyribonucleotide catabolic process; carbohydrate catabolic process. The coding region runs from base 30 to 989 and encodes 319 amino acids. Gene Ontology annotation, cellular component: cytoplasm. Gene Ontology annotation, molecular function: deoxyribose-phosphate aldolase activity. NCBI's taxonomy places the organism in Eukaryota, Metazoa, Mollusca, Bivalvia, Ostreida, Ostreidae.